CUUUCGGUGCAGUGGUGUUAGAUGUGGGUAGUAAAUAUUUUAUUAAAAAUACGGAUAAGUCCUAUUUUAUAUAAUUUAGAACUCCAUUUACAAGAUCGAGAAUUCAGUUAGAUAUAUAAAUGUGACGGGAUAAUUUACGUUUUGAAAUAAAGAAGCAGUUGAUACUGCGCUACAAUAUAAAAAUGACCACAACAAAUGAGAAUACGGGUAUGGAGGCCGAAGAAUCGCUCUUAUAUUCAGCACGCCAUGGUGAGAUAUCUGUGGUCAAGGCCCUUUUAGAAGCGAAGAAAGAAGGAAAACUGACUCUAAACAUUAAUUGCAAAGGUAAAAGCAAGACCAACCUAGGAUGGACUCCGCUCCACUUGGCGACAUAUUUCGCGCACAAAGAAGUAGCGGAAGCCCUGCUAGCUGCAGGGGCUGAUGUGGACGAAGUUAACGAAAAUGGGGACACUGCACUGCACAAAGCAUCGUUUAUAGGGAAUGAAGACCUAGUAAUCCUUCUCCUGAACCACCAAGCUGACGUAAACAUAAUGAACGGGGAAGGCAAAACACCCGUGGACGUGUGCAAAACUCAAGAUGUGCAACGCUUGCUCGAAGCGGCGGAUCGCGCGAUGCGAUAUGAACGUGAGAGGAAAUUACUUAACGCUGCGAAGGAGGGGAGGGUCGAUGAGUUGCAGGAAUUGUUAAGCGGCUCCAAUCCCCCAAAUAUAAACUGCGUGGACGCACAAGGCAACUCCUGUCUACAUUGUGUUGCAUAUAGAGGCCAUGCGAGACUGGCUGUGCUUUUGUUGCAAAACGGAAUUGAUACUACAUUGAGGAAUAAUAGUGGUCGCCUAGCAAUAGAUUUAGCGAAAGAUAACGAAAUGCGUGAAGUACUGAGCGUCCGACCGGUGCAAAAGUUACAACGUACUGCCGCCCGCUUCGAAGGACCAUUGCUCAAACGGUCUAGGUUUCUGGGAUGGAGACCCGUGUGGGCGGUAUUACAACGCGGUGUGCUCCUAUACUACGGAUCCCGCGCAGAAGCAGCACGCGAAGGUGGUCGGUGGCGGGACCGCAAGUAUUUAGACGCUGCUAAGAUCACCGCGCCCGAUACCGAACCUGCGCUCAUUGUCGUGGCUUUUAGUGAUGGAGAGUCGCAUCGGCUAGCGGUUCAGCCGGGGGACAGUAUUAGUGCGUGUAGACAGUCAUGGAUAACAGCAUUCAAAGAGCAUAUAGCAUAUUCCGGUCACUACUUGUGGGCGGGAGUCACACCGGAUUCAGCCAAGGAAGCCACUGAGGAUCUGGAGGACGAAUGUAAACCACUGGGCUCAAUGCAAGACGCGUUAACAACAGCCACAAACAACUUGGCGCUCUUGGACACGCAGCUUCGAGAAUGUUCCGCCAUAUUGGCGGCUUUGGACAAAACGCCCCAAGGACAUUCGUUGCUACACUCGGCUUAUAUGCGGUUCCAGCACGCAUGCGGUACGGGACAGACAGCUCUGGGCGCGUUACGUCACUGCGCCGCGCUGGUCGCGCAGGCGCGGGACAGAGACGCCGCUGCGCUCGCUAGAGAGGUAGAACGUAACAGAGUGCUAGAGGAAGCAUUAGCGGCGCUGGCUCGAACGCAUCACGCUUUAGAGAUGUCGGUAGCUGAAGAAUUGACUAAAAGCAAAAGAAAGAAAAAGACGCCUCGUUCGCACAACGAGUCAAAGGAAAACUUCUUCGACGUGUAUGACGAAUCUUCAGAAGAAGACGAUACAUUAGUGACAGCCGGUCUUUCGAGUCCUUUGGGUGCGUUAAGUCCAUGGGGGAGCAGUCCGGAUCUAACACGACGUACUCCGAUUGGUAGUGAUAAUGGUGACAUAACACCAACAAACGAGCCAGCCGACUACGACCACCGUCUCUCCGGGUCCUUCACAUCGGGGUCUCCACAAUCACUGCACACUGCGAUAAGCCCAGCGAGCUCAAGGGGCACUUUGGUAUCGCAAGGUGGACAUGUUUAUAGGAACGCAAGGUCGCAUAGGAAGAAUACUACUCCGAGGACAUCUCUUCCUGUGGCCCAAUUCAGCCGCGGUGACUUCUCCCUGUGGUCAGUUUUGAAGAACUGCGUCGGCAAGGAACUGUCAAAGAUCACGAUGCCGGUGGUUUUCAAUGAGCCGCUGUCGUUUCUGCAGCGAAUGCUGGAGUAUCUGGAGUACGCUCAUCUGUUGAGGAUGGCGUCAGAACAAUCGGACCCGGUGGCCAGGAUGGAAUAUAUUGCUGCGUUCGCAGUAAGUGCGUUAGCGUCGAACUGGGAGCGUUUGGGGAAGCCGUUCAACCCCCUCCUGGGGGAGACGUACGAACUGGAGCGGCCUGAGUUCAGAGCCGUGUGUGAACAGGUAUCACACCACCCACCAGUCUCCGCGUUCCACGCAGACAGUCCCCACUUCGUGUUCCACGGUUCCGUACACCCAAAACUAAAGUUCUGCGGCAAGAGUGUCGAGAUACAGCCUAAAGGACACGUCACGGUUGAACUGCCCAGGUGGGGAGAAGCCUACACAUGGAGCAACGUGAACUGCUGCGUCCACAACGUGAUCGUCGGCAAGCUAUGGAUCGAGCAGUAUGGCGCUAUGGAGGUCACCUGCCACGGUGGCGCGGGACUUAAAGCGAACCUCUGCUUCAAACCCGCUGGUUUCAAUAAUAGGGAUCUGCAUCGGGUUGACGGGUUCAUUACGGAUCCGAGCAAAAAGCGCCUCCGUUUCCUGUACGGCAAAUGGACGCAAUACAUAAAAUGCUGCACGGCCUCCGCAUACGAACAGUGGGCGAAGGAGCGUGGAGACGAGGCGACGGGGCAGACGCCGCCGGCGCACACGCCCAAGAAGGUGCUGGCUAAGUUGAACAGCUUUAAGGUGGGCGCGCUACGGUCUAUGUCGAUACAGGAUGCUGAAGAAGCAGAAACAUCUGACGAGGUACCCAAACCAGAUGAUUCCUUCAACAUUGACAUACCCGGCUCCGUGACACUCUGGGAAGCUCGUCCAAGACCCAGCACAAGCGCACAGUACUACCAAUUCACGGAAUUCGCGAUGUCCCUCAACGAGCUAGAACGCGACAUGAAGGGCCAGCUCUGUCCCACGGACAGCCGGCUGCGGCCCGACAUCCGCCUGCUCGAGCAGGGAGAUAUAGAUGCAGCGGCCGUAGAGAAGACACGGCUAGAGGAGAAGCAGCGAGCGGCUAGGAAGAUGCUUAAGAAGUCGCCAGAUGGAUGGCAACCGAGGUGGUUCAGUCAAGGCACAAAUCCGUACACGAAGCAGGAAGACUGGCUCUACAAUGGCGGUUAUUGGGACAGAAACUAUGAGCAUUUGAAGGAUAUCGAUAUAUUUUAAUUGAUUUCUGGCAAUAGCUUAAAAUAUGUGAAUUAUUUCCAGGAGAAAAUACAGCUUAUUCUAAAAAGCUGUUUGGAGCUAAUCAAAAUUAAAAUUAAUUAAGGAUUAAUUUAUUGAUUAA
Molecule: messenger RNA, 3462 nt
Organism: Colias croceus (clouded yellow)
Lineage: Eukaryota; Metazoa; Arthropoda; Insecta; Lepidoptera; Pieridae
Product: oxysterol-binding protein-related protein 1
Exons: 22
Coding region: 183-3341 (1052 amino acids)
Cellular component (GO): intracellular membrane-bounded organelle; membrane; cytosol
Molecular function (GO): protein binding; sterol binding
Source: RefSeq, a predicted model, not a curated record